AGCGAAAAAAAACACACAAAAUGAAUAAAGGUGCCCGUGAAUACAUAUCACAACGCUUUAGCGUGUCAAGUCUAUCGCAAAUAUGUACAAGUGUAUCGGAAAGCGAAGCGGAAGAAACGGAAAUGCAUUCAAAUGAUAGAUCUCUGGAUAAUCCACGAGAGAAUAGGGCACGACAGUUGUCGACAGAUAGUGAAGAACUUCAGGAAGAUGUGCAAGAUUUUAUAGAAGCUGAUGACAGUAAGGAACCUGUUCAUCAGGAUAAUAGUAUAACCAUGAACGAAAUCGCUGAAGGGUCCGAAAAGAGCUAUAUCUCUUCACCUUCAAUCAACACACCGCCUUCCGGGACUAUGCCGGUAAUGCAGCGCGAUGAUGAAACUUCAUCGCAUGGGUCCGGUUUGUCAAUUGAAAGAAGUGUGGCUUCCAGGAACACCCACCUAACGCCUCGGGAAACUGUAGCUGGAUCUGUGCAAAGUGAUAUCAUUGCAUCAUCGAGUGGCGCUCCUGCUGGAGAUCUGGCUAACGGUUCCCAGGCAUAUCAAUCACGGUCAAUUUCCGUGGCGUCCGAACGCUCUGUUAGUCGCCAUGAUAAUUAUGAGCAAACUCCAAGUUAUGAUGGUGAUGCCGAUAGGGGAUCGGUUGUUUCAUCACAGUCGUACGUUACCAAUUUGUCCGCAUUAAAUAGAGAGUCCUUUGAAGCCAUGGUGAACGAUCCAUCGUUCUCCUCAAGCGGGACUGUAGGACCACCAAAUGGCAACGUGUCUGGUGCCGUUUCAAGUGAAAUCCCUCGAAAUGAAACUCCACAGCCAUCUGGUUCUUUUAACGACACCGAGACUAUGGUAACAAUCACUGUACAGGAAGCCAGUGACACGAUCAAUAUGGUUGCCACUGCACGACAGGAUUCCGUGGUCACAGAUAGUUCAAGUCGUCAGGGAGCAACGCGAAGUCAGAGGACGACGCCACGUCAACCCUGUGAAAGUGUGGUAAAUCCCACUCCUGUUACUGUGUUGAGUGCUACGCCGAGCCUACAGGAAAGUGUACUUAGCGGAGAACCAACUACACGUAUGCCUACAUACACAACUAAUGUAACUGUACGCCAUGAACGGACGCUAACCGAUGAGACUGUUCUUCAAGAAUCGAUAUCAUCCGUUUCGAUCUCACCGCGUGGCGUUGGGCUAAUGGGAGUCAUGGAAACUAACCGGCCAGGACACCCGAUGGAAGGUACAAUGAUUGAUGGACCUGCCGGCAGCACUACAGCAAGUGGACUGCAAUAUGCCAUGAAUAGUCAAUUGCAAGGAAUGACGCAAGGGCAAACACGCUCCAGGAUACCCACACCAAGGGAGGUGCCUAUUACCGGUGACCGUAUCUUCCCACCAACUACCAACAGCUCGCCAGAACAGGUUGGCACUCCCAGACUGCACAUUGAUGUUUCACGUCACUCAUCAUUGAGAGGGGACACAACUCCGCCCACAAUGUCCAUAGUUAACGCUACAGACCAAGAUGGGAUGUACAUCGACAUUGGAGAGGGUGAUAGCGGCAUGGCUAAUAACAUACAAAGUGGUGCCGUAGAAUCUGGGUUGGUUGAUCCCAGGGGACCGUUAAAUGAUCUGGUGCAUGAGUCCUCAGGGUCAAGUAGUAACUUCUCGCCGGAACCGUCACCUGAUCGUGGAAGCGUGAUUAAACACAUGCUAUCCCAAGAUAAUAUGGGCGCUGAAGCGCCUUAUGUAGUAAGUAAUGAUGUACCGGAAGGUACAAAUGUACUAACUGGUCAGCUAUCAAAAGAAGUUGACCAUUAUCAACAAAAGAAUGAAGAACUUGAACGCAAGCUUGUAGAUAUAUGGAAUCAAAAGGAAGCAUUCCGAGUGGCUAACGAACGGAUAGCCGCCAAUAUAAGACUGAAUUCGGGGAUAAAGUCAGUUAGGUUCGAUGAAAGUGCUACUAACGACUCACUGGGACAAGGGGAUGCCGAAGGUGAAUUCAUUAAUAAGCAUUCAAAUCUCAAAUCGCCACCGCCACCAAUUUAUUAUAGGUCAGCUACCGAAAUAAACCACAAACACCUUAUGAAACGAGAUACAAGUCCGCAGGUCAGCAUUUGCGUGUCCUCGGAUGAGCAGACCUCACCUAGAAAUGAUCUUCACACAGCUACUGACAUACCGCGCGGCAUACCCUGUAACAUGCAAACCAUGGAGAGGUUGCUGAAUUGUGGUUCGAAGCUGUAUGCAUUCAGAUUGGCAACACCCGGCGUGCGUUCCACCAUACCGUUGUAUAUGGACGUAUGCACAAUGCAAAGCACAUAUAGCGGGAAGGUAGUCCUGACUAGCAAUGUCGGACUCUUUAAGGUAUCACUGGUAAAGCCUAACAAGGACCAAGAGCACUCGGUAUUGAGUUAUCUAGGACUGGAUAACAACUCAUAUGGAAUUGAUUACGUCUAUGGACUAGUCAACUCUAUUGCUGAAUAUGUAGGUUUGUACUGGAGAUCAGAGGAGCCGUCGUCGCAGAAAACAAAUGUACCCGAAGUGGAUCGUGAUAUGAUACCACCAAGCGUACAUAUCAAGUACAUGUACUCACUCGUUAAUGGCGCAGAUAGUACAAUCAUGGUGGGAGAUGGCUUCCCAUCUAACUCUAAUGUGAGUACCAUGUUAAACGGACAACAUGAACAACUGUUCUGUAUAGAGGAAACGCGCGAAUUGCGCAAAACUGAUUUACAAAAUAAUCCAAAGUUUACGUUCAUUUUGGACACAUCGCCAUCACCCGAAACCAAGCAAACUAGUUCCAAGAGAUUCAGCAGCCUGGUUCAUAUAGUGAACUCAGCAACAAGGGAGUACCUCUGUGUAGAUUUGCUGACACGAGAACUAAGGUUUGCUGGAGGCCCUUGCACCAAGGCAUACUCCAAGUAUAUCGUGCCCGCAGCAUUCAAAAUGGUUAAGCUCUAUAAUGUACUAACAGAAAGGCAAGGUAGUAUACCAGGAUCGGUGGAUGAGGCUGUGGAAUACGCAAAUUACAGGCGAUGUGUAACAGAACGUGCGGCAUAUAGGCAUGCAUACGGCAUACCUAAAAACACAACACAUAUGGUUGACCAAUUUGGCAACUUCGUGACCUUGAGUCAAGCAUCGGGAACACCUGCACCAUCGCCGUAUAGGACCCCUUCACCUCCAGAUAGCCCUGUAUCCAGUAAGAAUUGCAUCCUGAGGCGAAACCAUGAACCACAGGUCGUGAGCAACCAAGUAGCAUCCAUGUACGAUAUCGCUGAUACUCGCGAUUUCGGCUCGUCGGAGUCGUCAGCUCGAAGUCAAUCGCGAGCUGUUGACAUGUACAACAUGUUGGACAAUAACCUAGAAAACCUGCCAGUGACCUCAAUACCCUCCGCACAUAGUCCAAGGGUCAAAGAUUUAACCAUGAAGUUCGAAAGGCUUAGCAGCCGCUCACGUAUGAAUAUAUGAUGUCAUGUGCUACACAAACUGUGCGCAUGGCACAAACAUUGUAAUAAGAACUGCAACUACAGAGAAGGAAUUAGUACCAUAACCAUUUUACGAGUAACAGAGUUAACAUUAGUGUAAAUU
This is a messenger RNA of Babesia bovis T2Bo, 3557 nucleotides long. RefSeq lists its product as uncharacterized. The record is from RefSeq and is a predicted model, not a curated record. NCBI's taxonomy places the organism in Eukaryota, Apicomplexa, Aconoidasida, Piroplasmida, Babesiidae. The transcript is spliced from 2 exons. The coding region runs from base 21 to 3437 and encodes 1138 amino acids.